Messenger RNA from Naegleria gruberi, 525 nucleotides. RefSeq lists its product as uncharacterized. NCBI's taxonomy places the organism in Eukaryota, Heterolobosea, Eutetramitea, Acrasida, Naegleriidae. The record is from RefSeq and is a predicted model, not a curated record. Gene Ontology annotation, cellular component: precatalytic spliceosome. The annotation marks the transcript as partial. The transcript has a single exon.
ACUGUACACUCUACUAAUUCUCAGAAUUUAAUUGAACAAAUUACGAGAAAUAAGAUUUUCAACUCUAUUUAUUAUAAGGAAGAAUGCUUUGGUUUGAAUGCUGCUACAGUAAUUGAUAAAGCAGAAAAUUUGGAUUCUAUUGGAGGAACUUUUGGAGGGUUGAGAAAACCAACAAAUUUUCUCUCUCUUUUAAUGAAAAUGUUACAAAUUGAAGUGGAUUUGGAGUCGACUGUUGCAUAUAUUCAUAAUGGAGAGUUUAAAUACUUGACAGCUUUGGGAGCUCUCUAUUUGAGAUUGGUUGGAAAUGCUGUAGAUGUUUAUGAGCAAUUGGAACCGCUAUAUUCAGAUUAUAGAAAGUUGAGAUUAAGACUCAUUGAUGGUUCUUGUAAAAUUUUGCAUAUGGAUGAAUUUAUUGAAAUGUUACUUACGAGUGAUUCAUUUUGUGAUGUUAAAUUGCCAUUCCUGCUGAGUAGAAAGGUAUUGGAAAAGAAUGGUAAAUUGGGUCCAUAUGUUUCUGCACUUGAA